Seminavis robusta is the source of this 2437-nucleotide messenger RNA. The record is from the annotation of a GenBank genome assembly. Lineage: Eukaryota; Bacillariophyta; Bacillariophyceae; Naviculales; Naviculaceae.
GUUUCGCAUGACUGAACUGUCACAUUCCCAAAGCCUGGUUUCCCACCUUCGAAGGCCGAUUCUCAAUUCGCAGUUUGCUAUCAGAGUUGUGAGAAAGAUAGCAGCGAGAUUGCAUGGAACAGUGUGCAUAAGGUGUGAAGGCUCGUGUCGUAAGAACAAGAAUCAGUAACCAUGAACCUGAGAAGACUAUCGUUGACACGCUUUGUGGAUUCGCUCGAAUCCGAAAAAUUCAUUGACCCUCGAUCGUUUGAAGAAAUGGAACGAAAGACAAUGGAAGAGAAACAGGGUGCUGAGAAAACCAUUGCCUCCGGGGGACGGCCCUCUGGUAUGCGAAGUGUUGAGGUGGAAGAGCAAUUGGCAGCCUUGUUGCGACAGAAGCAGUACCUGGAACAGCAAGUGGCAGCCCUUCUCCAAUACAUCUCCAAUGGAGACGAUCAAGGUUCGGUGACUUCAGGUGCUUCUACAUUUUAUUCUUCAGUGGGCAAUGAGGACUGUAACCGGACGAUGUCUGAUCACCAAGGGAUAGUAGAGCCUCCUUUCAACGAUGAUCCACCAAAGGGAAAAAGAAAAAUCUCGGCAGAACAUUUGAUCUUCAAGAACGAACCGAAUGACUUUGCGUCAGGGAUUUGGUCCGUCACCCAAGCAAAUGACAAGAAGGACGCCAAACUCGCCCAAAGGCAUGGAUCCAAUUUCAGCCAGCAAAAGGAAUCUGACGACAGGAUGGUGAUCAAGCAUUCGGUCACAGCCGCCACGGCGGAUACGACGAAUUCUGAGGAUUCCCACGGCAACCGUCAAGAGAGGCAGGAAGAGACCCCGGCAUAUCUUCAAUGGUUUCCAAUGGAUGGCGCAGGAGACAAGGGAGAAUCUACAACGUCGAAAACCAAUAAGGAAGACGACGGUUUUUCGUUCAAACCAUGGGGUGCUGAAGUUGGCGGAUUCGCCACAAGCAAAGCAGCGCCGACAUCCGACCAUGACGUGCAUGACAAGACUCCCCUCCUGGAGUAUCUUGCUAGCAAGGCACAGAGAUCUUCAACGGGAGGAGAAACUUCAGAUUCCUCAUCGACACCCCAUUCUUCGAACAAUAAGCCAUACAUUUCCGUAGAUGACGGCGAUGAAAAGGUUUCUUCAAAACGUUCAAGAAGGAAAGGAACCGAUUGUAGGCGUGUUGAAAUCCCCUCACGAGACGUUGAUCAAGAUCCUUGCUUGAUCAAGAUAAAGAAGAAGAGUUCAAAGAGGAUUGGAUGUGAUCCGCAAGAAGCCCUUUUAGAAGAGGGGCGUAGUCAACGAAAGUCCAAGAGAAAUCUUCGAGCCGAACGAAAGCCACAACUCAGUUGCCUAACCGUGUACCUUGUGUCCAUGUCGUUGGUAAUGGGCGUUUGCGCUGCUCUGAUCAUAUACUUCUGCUGGGAUGACGUCGUUGAGGCUCGCAACAGCAGUGCCAACUCUGUAGUUUAUCCGACCUUGUUGGAUCUCGAUUCCUUUUACAAUGACACAAUGCCAAUGUAUGCAAAGCUGGCUAUGCAAGAAAACUCUUUCAGCCCUCAAUCAAGAGCCUUCCAUUGGUUGGAAAACGAAGAACAGAUGCUCACACUUUCGGCUUUGGAAGCCUUACAAAAGUUUGUCUUGGCAAGUUUGUUCUAUUCCACAAAUGGUCACUUCUGGAAGAAGUCAGGCGACUGGAUGGACCACGAUCGUUCGGAGUGCCAAUGGUAUACACAUGAGUUUUCUUCUGUGUGCGACUCUGCAGGACAGUUGCACACCCUCAGCCUUCCGGACAACUCACUGCAAGGCACUCUCCCUGAAGAACUGGCUCUCUUGUCCCAUUUGAACAUUGUCCAGCUACAGAACAAUCACCUCAAUGGAAUUCUUCCUAGUCGCUUCUGGUCUUCAUGGGAUCAUCUGGUGUUUCUCAAUCUGUACAAUAACUCACUCAGUGGUACGAUUCCUCCUGAUGUCAAGCAUCUGGCAAAGGCAAAGCGGCUGAACACUCUGAGCCUCCGAUCCAACGACUUUUCUGGCUCACUUCCCUCUGAGAUUGGGCUACUACAUGUCCAAUUCCUCAGUCUCUCCAGGAACCGUUUUUGGGGCCCCAUUCCGACCGAGAUUGGUCAGUUGUCCAAUGCCAAAGAUUUGUAUCUUUACAACAACCAGUUCUUUGGCACCAUACCGACCACCCUAGGCCUUCUCACAAGGCUAACUAGCCUGGAACUCCACAACAAUGAGCUUAUUGGCCGUGUCCCUCGAGAAGUUUGUGACUUGUGGAUCAAGGGAAGGCUGAAAAGGUUAACUGUAGACUGUGAUUUGGUGAGGUGCUCUUGUGCCUGUGAUUGUAGCGCUACCACGGACCGACUAAUCGGAGACUCCUUACUUGAGCAUGAAUAUGGUGCCAACCUUUGGCCUUAACUAGCUGUUGUGUAAAACCCAAUUACUUCUGUUA